ACUUUCAUUAUUAGCUUAUGGACAUUAUAACAGAUGACAUUAGUUGAACAAAAUUAUAAGGAAUAACCUAAAAAAAUCAAAUAAGUGCCUUAUUUAAUUAUUUAAUUUUGCUUACAAUUAUUAGUGGCGAGUCAACUAAACAGAUAUAUUUCCUCUACUUUCAUUUGUUCAGAUUUGCCCAUGGUAAAAUAUCCAUUUAUAGUUACCGCUAAAACCCCAAAAUUCUGUUCUCAUAUUGCAUUUCCCCCAAAAUCAAAUUCUGUAAAUUGUACUUUAUUCAUCACAAAUCGUUCCCGCAGAUCGUUCAAAUUUCUGGCCGACGAUCCGAUUGAAAGGCUGCGAUUUGUUGCUGUUGGUUAACCCAACUGCAGUUCGGGUAUUUGCGUACGCAUCAAACGAGGCGCUCACCUUCGCAUGUGUUCGCUGUAAGACGUAAGAAAGAUGGUGAAACUGACAAUGAUAGCUCGUGCCGUUGAUGGCCUUCCGUUAGUAGAGGGAUUGGAUGAUGGUCGUGACGUGCCAGAUGCUGACUUUUACAAACAGCAAGUUAAAACUUUGUUCAAAAACCUUGCAAGAGGACAGAAUGAGCCAUCGAGAAUGUCAAUUGAAACAGGGCCGUAUAUAUUCCAUUAUAUCAUUGAAGAACGUGUAUGCUAUUUGACAAUGUGCGAUCGUGCUUAUCCUAAGAAACUUGCCUUUCAAUAUCUAGAAGACCUCAAAAAUGAAUUUGAACGCGUAUAUGGGAAUCAGAUAGAAACUGCUGCAAGACCAUAUGCUUUUAUCAAAUUUGAUACAUUCAUACAGAAAACAAAGAAACUGUACCAGGAUACUACGACUCAGCGUAAUAUUUCAAAGUUGAAUGAUGAACUCUAUGAAGUUCACCAGAUAAUGACACGCAAUGUACAAGAGGUUCUUGGUGUUGGUGAAAAGUUGGACCAGGUUAGCCAGAUGUCCAGUCGCUUGACUUCUGAAUCCCGCAUGUAUGCAGAUAGGGCAAAGGACUUAAAUCGACAGGCUCUGAUUCGGAAAUGGGCCCCAGUUGCUGUUGUUCUAGGAGUGGUGUUCCUGCUCCUCUAUGUCAGAAAUAGGUUCUGGUAAUGCUGCGGUUGAUGGAGCUCCAUAUUUAAAUACGGCGUUGUGCUUAAAUUUGUUAAAAAAGACAGCGCUUUAGUUUUAAGGAUGUAUCAGAUUUCACUGUCUUGGCUAUUAGCCAUGCUUGCCUUGAUCCUCCCUUAUUAAAAUCAUGUGAAAUAAUCGAUCAUAAAAUUUUAUCA
This is a messenger RNA of Salvia miltiorrhiza (redroot sage), 1274 nucleotides long. Its product is annotated as 25.3 kDa vesicle transport protein SEC22-1-like. The transcript has 6 exons. The record is from RefSeq and is a predicted model, not a curated record. Gene Ontology annotation, molecular function: SNAP receptor activity. Gene Ontology annotation, cellular component: Golgi membrane; endoplasmic reticulum-Golgi intermediate compartment; ER to Golgi transport vesicle membrane. The coding region runs from base 442 to 1098 and encodes 218 amino acids. Gene Ontology annotation, biological process: retrograde vesicle-mediated transport, Golgi to endoplasmic reticulum; endoplasmic reticulum to Golgi vesicle-mediated transport; vesicle fusion with Golgi apparatus. NCBI's taxonomy places the organism in Eukaryota, Viridiplantae, Streptophyta, Magnoliopsida, Lamiales, Lamiaceae.